GUCAUAAGCAGAGUACCAACAAUUUAUUCAUAGUAACUUCUAUUCCGUGACGUUAUAACACAGUUGAACUAUCCUAACAAUGUGAUAAUCCAGCGAGACGAUGAACAACGCAGCGGUCAUAGGCAGACAGUUGCGCCGACAGAAACAUUACCGGGGAUCGUAUCAAGCACAAAAUAAUUCCCAAAACAAGGAGAAGAGGAAUUGUAUCGCCGAGCUUCGGGAGAGGAUCACUGUAGAGUGUAUCGUAAAAACGUGCAAAGCUUUCAGUAUUGGGUCGUUUGUAUUUUCGGUGGGGCUAUCAAUGAUGGUGGUCGGCUUCUACGCCGAACCCUUAUCCACGUACGUCGAUGUUGCCGCUAAUGGCACGCGGUUCUUUCGCGUAGACAUCAGUCAACGAACUGGACUCGAAUACUUAACCUAUGUGGGCCCCAUCAUCAUGGGGAUAGGGGGAAUCACUCUCGUUGCUGCCUAUGUUUUUACCUUCGGGAUGAAAGAAUCCACUGGAGCAAAGGUAGUACCUGUAACGGCUGAACGGCUAACUGGAGUAGACAGCCUGUUUCGGAGUAAGCCAGUGCGGAAACGGGACACUCCUGAUCUGGUAGAACAGGCGGUAGAACAGACUGCCAGUCAGAGGGUUAACGCUUUAACCAAGCCGGAGAUAUCUCCCGUCAUUAUACUUCAACCCAGUUGUCUGCAGCAACUCUUGCCCUCGGACCAGGGAGGAAGGACAUCAACGCCCAGGCUCUAGCCUUCUUGUCAUUGUAACUUUCAGUUCAUGUGCCGGAUAAGAGGUAAACAGCUGGGACUAAACGGUGGGGUGCCUUGAUAACACGACAGUAUAUGGAGUAUCAGCCCAACUAAUCUCUGGCUGUUAUUUGUGAUGAUCCGAGUUGAGGAGAAAUUGUACGUUUUGUGAUUACCUAACCCUAUUUUUUUUACAAUCUAGAGAAAAGGGUAAAUCUUUGUUAAGUUUUUCACAUCUUUUUAUUUAUAUUCAAAGUGAUUUCUUUCUUCAAGAAGUUUAAUAAUUUCGUAAAGCUUUAUCACAAAGGAACUUAUCUAUACCUCCAGGUUUGGGGUCUUUUUUUCUCAUCGACACGGUAAAAAAACCUUCAUAUGUAAGUGUAUUUACUUUAUUUUUCUCUUAAGAACAAACAUUGGUUCAACUAUAAAUGACUGAUCAUACUCGUAAAGUACCUGUUAAACCCCGUAAAGUAAGGAGAACAUGUUAAGUUGUCAAAAAUGAAAGGAAACGUAAAAUGUAGUAAGGUCUCUUCAAACUUCCGCUAAACUCAUAAAGAAGUUUAUUUUAAGAAAUACACGGUUUAAUCAUCGCUUACUACAAAAUAUAACAUGUACAGGUUUUCUAAUUCUUCGCCAGUUUCGAAAGUAGGUUCUGUUUUCGGUUUUUACUCUGUUGCUGACUGUGUAACGCAACAGAAUGAAUAACAAUAAGGAAAUAUCUAAGAAUAAGAAGUGUGAUAAAUGUAACAGGGUAGUAGAGGACUGAACACGUGCAGCUCUAAGUGAGGAACUGACUCAUUACAAGAAUCUUUCUUGUGCAAGUGACCAAUAAACCAACUAAACCUAGAAUUGAUUAGAACUUAUCAUUAAUCCCAGAGAUCUGAGAAAGAAGUGGAUUUUGACAGAUUUAUUAUUUUUAAAAUAAAGAUGAUAUUUUUUUUUAAAUCGCUGGCGACCAACUUAAUCAGUUACGUAAGGACUUUAUUUUACUGUUUUUGAAAUGUUUU
Limulus polyphemus (Atlantic horseshoe crab) is the source of this 1751-nucleotide messenger RNA. RefSeq lists its product as uncharacterized. The record is from RefSeq and is a predicted model, not a curated record. The transcript is spliced from 2 exons. Bases 101 to 748 code for a protein of 215 amino acids. NCBI's taxonomy places the organism in Eukaryota, Metazoa, Arthropoda, Merostomata, Xiphosura, Limulidae.